AUGGCUUCCUUGUUGAGAAAGAAGGUUGCUAAUCGUCAUAUAUCUUCCUUAGCUGCCGGCCACGCAGAUCAUGGCGGCUUGUUGUCAUCGUCCUCUCCACCUCAAAGUCCUCAUUUAAUUCACCAUCAUCACCAACUGGGAUUUACCACUGGGGACAUGGACAGCAGGGAUUGCAGCGAGGCGACAUUAUCAGACCAAGAAGAAUUAGCUUCCUUGGCCGACGAAGUGGAUGAUGAUAGUUUUGCAACCUUAGGAACUUUGUCUUUUUCUGAAGACGAAGACGGCCGAAAUAGCAGUAACAAUACAACAUACCCUAUCCAAAAAGAAUCUUCCAGAUCACCUGAGCCUGUGCCUUUUGAUGGUCAGUACAAUGGGACUGAAAGAGUCAGUUUUGAGGUAACCUCAGCUGAUAAAAUUAAAGAUGGACGGUCAGCAUUUGUGAUGUACACAGUCCUGAUCAGUAAAAAUUCUGGCAUUGAUAAGAUGCCAACUAUGAUUGAAAAAAGAUAUUCCGAUUUUGACCGCCUCAACAAUCGGCUGAGAAAGAAAUUCCCGUAUAAAAUGGAAGAUAUUUCUUUUCCGAAAAAAUUGCUGACUGGCAACUUCACUAGUGAAACCAUUGCCCGUAGGAGCCGAGCCUUUGAGCAAUACUUGACACACCUUUACUCAAUCUCAGAUGUACGGUACUCUGAGGACUUUGCUAAUUUCUUCUACCUGAAGGAAUUGAAAGUAGCGUAUAACCUGAUGUUUGAGUGUAAGUACUCUGAAGCUAUACCCAUCCUGGAGAAGUGCCUUCCUGUCCAGGAAAAGGUCCAUUCUGAUAUGUAUCCAGACAUACUGUUAACACUGUGUGCCAUUGCAGCUAGCUAUCACCAGCUGGAACGACCCUACAUGGCACAACGAUAUGCAGAAACUGCAUUGGGCUGUAUUCAUAACACAAACAGAGAAAUGGAUGAAGCCAUUUUGGUGGCCCUGCUGCAACUGUCGAUACGUGUCUGUUGGACUUUAGGCAAAGAUAAGAGAGAUCUGGAAAGUCGGCUGCAGGCUCUAAGACAGCAAGGUGUCAUUGUGGAAAAUGCCCGACCACUGAUGGAUGUAGUGAAAUCACGGAUUAGAAAAAAGUACCAAAAAUAG
Messenger RNA from Acanthosepion pharaonis, 1134 nucleotides. Lineage: Eukaryota; Metazoa; Mollusca; Cephalopoda; Sepiida; Sepiidae. The record is from the annotation of a GenBank genome assembly.